This is a messenger RNA of Felis catus (domestic cat), 2406 nucleotides long. Its product is annotated as nuclear RNA export factor 2-like. The transcript has 22 exons. Gene Ontology annotation, cellular component: cytoplasm; nucleus. The record is from RefSeq and is a predicted model, not a curated record. Bases 109 to 2190 code for a protein of 693 amino acids. Gene Ontology annotation, molecular function: RNA binding; protein binding. Gene Ontology annotation, biological process: poly(A)+ mRNA export from nucleus. NCBI's taxonomy places the organism in Eukaryota, Metazoa, Chordata, Mammalia, Carnivora, Felidae.
CUUUUAAGUGUGUGGAGAAUCUCCUGAAGUGUUAUUCAACUUAGCUUUCUGAGAAGUCAGACCUAUACACGCAGAUGUCUUUUAAAAUUGUGGUUUGCACCCUGACAAAUGGGAAACUUUUCGGGAGACUCUGGUUCAGAUCCCAGUGUUUCCACCAACUUGUAUACCGUGCCGUGGCAAAAAGUACUCGGCACUUCCAAGUUUGAUCUACAAAACACUAUGUCUGAAAGACAGCAACAACAAAAAUGUGUUCUUCCAUUAAAGAAAUGUGAGACAUACAGAAAUGAAGAAUCCAACGAUGGUGGUAACUCACCUCAAGGAAGACAGAGAGUUUGGAGUUCUUUGCGAGGUAAUUUUGGCAAGAGUAACCCCCAAUAUGAACAUGGUGGAUAUGAGCCUCAGCUUUCACACCACCAGGAGGAUGAUGGAAAUGUGAUGAUGAGGAAUGCCCAGGAGUACCCCCAAGUAAGACACACUUUCUAUAGCAACCAACAGAACAAGAGGAGAGUGAAAUGGCAUAAUGAAGGCCAUAUCCAUGUUACUGUGUGGAGAGAUAGAAAACCUCUGAAGAGAGAAAUGAGGGAGAACACACAAGAUGGAACCCCAGGGAGCUGGUUCAAGAUCACCAUUCCCUAUGGGGGAAAGUAUGAGAAGACAUGGCUAGUGAAUUCAAUCCAGGACCAUUGCAGUGUCCCUUUCACUCCAGUGGAUUUUCACUAUGUGAAAAAUGAAGCUCGGUUCUUUGUCCAGGAUGCUGGCAUUGCCUCUGCAUUGAAAGAUGUCAGCUACAAGAUAUGUGAUGAGGAGAGCCAAAAGAUAUCGAUCUUUGUCAAUCCCUCUAAUGAACCCUACUCUGUGCGGUAUAAGUUGAAGCCAGAAGAAAUGAAGCAGCUAAAGCUGACCAUGCACAAACGCUAUGAUGUCUCCCAUGAAGCUCUUGACCUCCAGAGUCUCCGCUUUGACCCAGACUUGGUGGGCCAUGAUAUUGAUAUAAUACUGAAUCGAAGAAACUGCAUGGCUGCCACCCUGCAGAUCAUUGAAGAGAAUUUCCCUGAGCUGUUGUCCUUGAACUUGAGCAACAACAAACUAUACCAGCUGGAUGGCCUGUCUGACAUUAUACAGAUGGUCCCCACAGUCAAGGUCCUGAACCUCUCCAAAAAUGAGCUGACCUUGGUGUGGGAGUUAAACAAGAUGAAAGGGCUGAAGCUUGAAGAGCUUUGGCUAGAAGGGAACCCUUUGUGCGACACCUUCCCAGACCAGUCCACCUACAUAAGUGCCAUCAGGGAAUGUUUCCCCAAGUUGUUACAUCUGGUAAGUGCCUACACUCAUCAUUGUCUCUUACUAACAUUGAUCAUCUCCAUAUCUGCCCUCAAACUCAUUGGAUGGCCAGACGUUACCCCUGCAAUUAUUGACACUGAUGCCCCAUACUUAAUAAAGUCCAGCAAGGAAAGCUCCAGAGGAUCUGAGAAACUAAAGAGUCUAAUCCUGCAAUUUCUUCAGCAGUACUAUUUGAUUUAUGACUCUGAAGACCGCCAAGGUCUCCUCUGUGCUUACCACUACAAGGCCUGCUUCUCCCUGACCAUUCCCUUCAACCCCAAAGACCCAGCCCCAAGCAGCUUAUGCAAGUACUUCAAGGAAAGCAGGAAUAUGAAGAAGAUCAAGGACCCCUAUCUGCGUGUUCAGCUGCUGAAGCAUACAAAACAUGACAUUGUGUGCUCCCUCAGCACACUGCCCAAAACUCAGCAUGACAUCAGCUCCUUCGUGGUGGACAUGUGGUUCCAUACGGAGAUGAUGCUCUGCUUCUCUGUCAAUGGGGUGUUCAAGGAAGUGGAAGGAAGGUCUCAGGGUUCUGUUCGCGCCUUCACCCGGACCUUUAUUGCUACACCUACCAACAAUUCCAGUUUAUGCAUCGUGAAUGACGAGCUGUUUGUGAGAGAUGCCAGCCCAAAUGAGACUCAGAGUAUGUCCUCCAUCCCAGUGUCCUCAUCCACUUCCAGCUCUGUGUUCAUCCUCUCCAAGGAGCAGCAGGAAAUGGUGCAGGCUUUCUCCACUCAGUCUGGGAUGAAACCCGAGUGGUCUCAGAAGUGCCUUCAGGACAAUGAGUGGAACUACACCAGAGCUGGUCAGGUCUUCACUAUGCUCAAGAAUGAGGGAAAGAUCCCAGAGGACGCCUUCAAGCAAAUCGCCUAGAAGAAGCCUUGGAUGUCCACAUCAUCUUGGUUGUCUUUACUCCAGCCUAAGGUCAUGUUCAUGGCUGGGGAUGGAGGCCAGGCUAACCAUGAAACCAAAGUUAUCUUUAACUAGCAGGCCAGGUGACAUAACCACCUGAAGUAUUAGUUGUUCUGUGUAUUUCCCCCACUCGUGAUUUCUGUUUAUCUUCAUAAUAAAGAGUGAUGCUGCAUGUUG